AUGCCUCGCAAAGCCGCUGCCGCUGCCACUGAGGGUGACGCACCCGAGCCCCGCCGCUCCUCGCGCAUCAAGGACCAGCCAAAGGUCGAGGCUCCCGCGCCGAAGAAGGCUCCGGCGAAGCCCAAGUCCACCAAGAAGGCCAAAGACGCCGAGGGCUCUGGCGAGGAGGCUGCUGCCGAGAAGCCGAAGAGUACCAAGGGUAAGAAGCGCCCUGCUGAGGAUGACGGCGAGGCAAACGGCGAGCCGCCGGCCAAGAAGGCUAAGCCCGAGAGCAAGAAGCCUGCGUCCAAGGCUACCAAGCCUGCAUCGAAGGCCACCAAGCCCGCAAGCAAGGCGGCAAAGCCCGCGAGCACGAAGCCGGCCAGCAAGGCGAAGCCUGCAUCGAAGGCGGCCGCAGAUAAGCCUGCCUCCAAGGCAUCUCGCGCAGGUUCUCAGAAGCCUGCAUCCAAGGCGAGCCAAAAGCCGGCGUCGAAGGCUAGCCAGAAGCCGUCCUCGAAGGCCGCUGCUGCCAAGGCCGACGAUGCUGUCGCCGUUGCUCCUGCUGAGGAGACUAUCGCUGAGGAGGCGGAGCCAGCAGAAGAGACCGCCGCUCCAAUGGAGACCGAGGCAACUGCCUAA
Molecule: messenger RNA, 618 nt
Organism: Peniophora sp. CBMAI 1063
Lineage: Eukaryota; Fungi; Basidiomycota; Agaricomycetes; Russulales; Peniophoraceae
Source: the annotation of a GenBank genome assembly